AUGGGUCAGAAAAUCUUAGUUUCCAAGUACGAAAGACCUUACUAUUACAACCGGCCACCUCUCUCACCACUGCCACCGCCACCUCCAGCCACCGCCAGUCACAUAUCACAUGGUUUCAAUCUAAACGAUAAGGUGAGCCCAAGUGUUCUACUCAUCAUCAUAAUCUUUGCCAUGAUUUUCUUCAUUUCUGGGUUGCUUCAUCUUCUCGUUAGAUUCCUUAUGAGGCCAACUAAUAGGGACCCAGACGAGUUUGAUAAUGUGACUGCCCUUCAAGGCCAGUUACAACAACUGUUUCAUCUCCACGACUCCGGCGUUGACCAGUCUUUCAUUGAUACGCUACCUGUUUUCACUUACAAAUCAAUUAUUGGUGUGAAAGACCCUUUCGAUUGUGCUGUUUGUUUAUGUGAGUUUGAAGGUGAAGAUAAGCUAAGAUUAUUGCCUGAAUGUAGCCAUGCUUUUCAUAUGGAUUGCAUUGAUACAUGGCUCUUGUCGCACUCCACUUGUCCACUUUGUCGAGGUAGUUUGCUUUCUGAUUUCACUCCAAAUUCCUGUUCACCAGUUAUGCUUCUUCUUGAAUCCGGUAGCGAGAUUUCUAGAGAGAUAGCUAAUUCUGAUCAGCCAAAUCCUUCAUCGAUCCAAAGAGUGAAUUCCCAUUUAAGUAAUCCGGAGUUUGAAUUUGAUAAGGGUGAAAUGGUAAAAGAAGAUGAGAACAAGGAGAAAGUCGUUACUAUUAAGCUUGGAAAGUUCAAGAACGUGGAUGGUGGUGGUGGAGGUGAGGGUGGUAGUGACAAGCAAACGAUUGAUGGUAGGAGGUGUUUCUCAAUGGGGUCUUUUGAAUAUGUGAUGGAUGAUAACUCAUCUUUACAAGUACUUAUUAGGGCACAAACUAAGAAACUAGCCAGCAAAAAGUCUUGUCUUCCGAUCACCCCAUCUCACCGGGUGGCUAUGUCAGAAUGCGGUGGUGAUUCAAGAAGAGAUUUUAAAGAAAUAGACGUUCUUGGUGGCGGAGGUGGUGCAGCUGGGAAGAGCAAGAGGGAGAGCUUUUCAGUGUCAAAGAUUUGGCUUAGAGGGAAGAAGGAGAAGUCUAAUCCAACGGUGGCUGCCGCCAUUGGGACGUCAUCAAGAGGGGUUCUCUCAUUCCGUUUUCCGGUACACCGGAAUGACAUGAAGGCAAACAGCAGGGCUAAUUCUGAAUUGGAUAUCGAAAGGUGGGAAAAUUCACAAGAAUUUCAAACUUGUCGAUGGUCGGAUAACUUGGAUUCAUCACCCCAAGAAGCAUCAAAUCCACCAUCUUUUGCAAGGAGGAGUCUACUUUGGUUUAUGGGUAGGCAGCAAAUCAACGUGGUUCAUUCAUCUUGCUCAACGAAUGUUUAA
Messenger RNA from Lactuca saligna, 1374 nucleotides. Lineage: Eukaryota; Viridiplantae; Streptophyta; Magnoliopsida; Asterales; Asteraceae. The record is from the annotation of a GenBank genome assembly.